Rotaria socialis is the source of this 1383-nucleotide messenger RNA. NCBI's taxonomy places the organism in Eukaryota, Metazoa, Rotifera, Eurotatoria, Philodinida, Philodinidae. The record is from the annotation of a GenBank genome assembly.
AUGGCCACUACUCAAUCAAUUGUUCCUAUUUCAAAAUAUGACGUUGAUGAUCGUAUUGAUGACUACUUUGCUCAAUCAACCGAAGACGAUUUUCAACAACAAACAUUUAUUUAUCCUGAACAACAAAAAAUGAAGUCAACAACUGCAAAUAAAAGUAAAGCACGAAAAAAUAAACGAUCAGAUAAUCCACAUGCACCUAAACGUAUUCGAACAGCAUAUACAAAUAAACAAUUAUUAGAAUUAGAAAAAGAAUUUCAUUAUUCAAAAUAUUUAUGUCGACCAAGACGCGUUGAAAUAGCAUCAACGCUUUUACUUACUGAACGACAAGUCAAGGUUUGGUUUCAAAAUCGUCGAAUGAAAUAUAAGCGACAACUAAUGCUGCAAGAUCCAAAGUUAGCCGAAGAAUUUGAAGCUAAUGAAAUUCAUGAAGAUGAUGCAAGCUUAGAUGAAGCCGAUGCUGCAAGUCCAAAAACCAUGGAACGUUUAGUACGGCCAAAACGUAAAGGAAAAAUAAAAGAGAAUAAAUGCGCAUCACAUUCAUGCAGUUCAAUUAAAAAUGAUCCAUGGUUAUACAAUCAACACGACAUUGAAUCAUCAAAACUUCUAGAAAAAAUAAAUCCAAUUGAAAAACUUGAUUCAUUGCCUGAUCAACAAAUUCAAGCAUGUUCAACAUCACCAAAAAUGCCUAAAAUCGAGCAAACAUCAAUAAUUUCUAUUGACGAAUGGCCGCAUCAACAACCAUCAUCAACUAUGAUAACACCACCGCCAACAAUAACAACAUCAAGUUGUGAUUCGAUCAAUUGUUCAUGUUGUGAUUAUGAUGGGCAACUCUAUCCAUCAUCGUCAUCGUCAUCAUCAUACAAUUCUCAUUAUUAUUCAUCAUCAUCAUCAUCAUCUCAACAAGCAACACCAUCUCAACAUAUGACCGUAAAUGUACCUGUUGUAGCUAAUUUCCAAGUUAAUGUUAAUACAACACAUCACGGAUAUCCAUUAACGAAUUCAAAUAAUAAUCAUCAUCUUCAUUAUCAUGUAUCAAGAAAGCAAAAUAAUUAUUAUCAACAGCAGCAACAACAGCUACCUCCACCACCACCGAUACAAUCACAAUCGCCAUCACUUUCUUCAUACUAUCGUACUGGAUAUCCAAACUCUAUGAAAUAUAAUCAGCCACUACCACCACCACCACCACCACCACUGACAUCAAUAUAUCAUCAACAACAAUAUUCUUCACCAUCUCAAACAUUUGUCGAAAAUAAUAGUCAUUUUCCAAUGUCACCAUCUUAUCAUCAUGAUAUGGCCUAUGGUCAUCGACAAGCCAAUACAAUUGCAUAUAAUUCUUCGAAUAUGAAUCAUCAAUUAAAUGGACAUAUCUAUCAUCAGUUAUAA